This is a messenger RNA of Triticum turgidum subsp. durum (durum wheat), 1176 nucleotides long. The record is from the annotation of a GenBank genome assembly. NCBI's taxonomy places the organism in Eukaryota, Viridiplantae, Streptophyta, Magnoliopsida, Poales, Poaceae.
AUGGACCUACCCGACGAGCUGCUCCACCUUCGUGGAAGGAGAGGCGGCGAGGCCGCGAUGGCGGCGGUGAUCGGCGACGACGACCUGCUCCGGGAGAUCCCGCUCCGCCUCGGCUUCCCGGCUUUCCUCGUCCAUGCCGCCCUAGUCUCCAAGCGAUGGCUCCGCGUCGCCGCCGACACCGUCUUCCUCCGACGAUUCCGCGACCGUCACCCUCCUCGCAUCCUCGGCUUCUACGUCAACCACUGCUCCACCUUGCGCACGGUGUUCGUGAGCGUCUCGGAAGCCCGGGAGCUCCGCUAUGCCGUGAAUCGCGCCGGCUUCCACCACUGCAAUCAAUCUGUAAGAAUCGCCGACAGCCGGAACGGCCGCCUCCUCCUCAGGUCCCUGCCAUUUGGGUGCGGCGGAUACACCAUGUUCAGCCCGCUGUGCCCGGCAAGGGGGGUGCUCCCUAUCCGACUACCGCCGGAGCUAUUACACAUUGGCAGGUUAAGUCCGCUGGACUACAGUAGUCAAUGUCUCUACUUGUUAUUUAGGGACAACAACGACGGCAUAGUUUUAGUGUCUGUGCGUCUCAGCGGGCGAAAGUUAUCGGCCCGAGUGUAUGUCGGGCAAUCUGAUGCCUGGGGUGAAGCCAUCUUGGCUGAAGGAGAGCUCCCUGUGCCAUUAAAGUUUGUUCGCUCGAUGAUGAUUGUCAAUGACAAGCUCUACAUUGUGCUCGACAAUUGCUACAUUUGUGGGUUGGAUUUUGUUGCUCCACGUCUACGACUCUUUGUCGUCAAAGUCCCGGAUAAAGUCGGCGCGGACUUCAAGCUCUCGCAUGGAGAUGAUUCUGGGCUUUUUCUCAUCCACAGAGACAGGUUCCAUCUCAGCGUCUGGAACCACCAGAUGGACGACAACGGUGAAGACAGGUGGGAGCUGGUUGAUAGGUUUGUUGUGCGUGCAGCACAGGACCGCCAUGAGAGAUUUCGGGUGUGUGCAGUCUCGGAAGAUGGUGGAUUUGUGUUCUUAUGUUUGUGGACAAGUAGAACUAUCAUUUCUGUUGACCUGAGAAGCAGGAAGGAGACGACAUAUGAGAUCAAGGUGCAGGGUAUAUAUUUUACAACUAUCUUUCCCCUUAUGACUAUCUGGCCUCCCACCUUUCCCACUUUGAAUGAUGAGGAUGAUCACGACGAAUAA